GAGUCAUAGCCAGAGAAGAGCAGAGAGCAGAGAGCAGCGGAGCAGCGGUCCCAUGGCUUGAAACCGGGGAAUAACUGUGGCUCACAGCGGAUUUAUUGCGCCACACGAGCCAAGAGGAACGAAGCGGUGUCGCAGGAGCGGAAUAUAUGUUGAUACGGAAGGGGAUAUAGCAUCUUUGAGUUGCCGUUCGGUCGCGGUUGCAGACCCGGACAGAGACAACACAGACAGAAAUAAGUACUAGAGCCGCCGCGACACCACCGAGCGAACUUGGCUUCUCUGCCGGGUGGGAGGUGUCUGUCUGUCGGCUACGGCUCGCUGCACAAACUGCUCCUCGCCACGCUGUUCGGACCUUUUUUUAGAAGGACACGGUUGUAACUAAGUUAUGUUUUUGUAAAUAUCUUCUUUUGGGGGGUUUUCGACAAUCAACUGUGGCUUUAAUGUGACGCACUACUGACAUUAUUGCUGUGUCGGAGCGGACCCCCCUGCAGAGGAGUUCCAGGCUUUAAAUCAAGUUUUCACCUUCAUAUUUAUCUGGUUCCCGGACAGACCUCACCAAUGGAAUAGUGACAAGGGCCGCAGCAGAUCAAGCUGGGCCAGGCUUGGCCAGGCUAGGCCUACCUAGUCUUCUGUCUGGCCUCCCCAGACGGGCCAGCGACCUUUACACUCCCAUCCUCAACGAGCUGUGGGGGCUUCAGCCUGUUCUGACAAACACUUCCCCAGACCUCCAGGUCAAGCUGUAACAGAUUGGAUUCCAACCAUAUUUUGUUUUAUCAGCCCUCGGGAGGCCAUAGUGGUCUGUUCUAUCUCCAGUUAUUCCAUGUCGUGGAUGUCCCUCUCUGGAUGUUGGCAACAGGAUGGAUUCGGGUGUUAAUUUGACGGUUGUCACCUCAUUGCAGUGCUUGCACCCCCCCUCCUUUGACUGGCUUUUGACUUUUCCCUCCCCAAUCUCAAAGCGAAAGCCCCUGCCUCUCUCUUGGGGCUUCCCCGAGCCCUGUACAGGAGGGCCUUGUUGGAACUGUAGGUUGUUUUGUUGAAACAGUUGACAUUGCAAAGAGGAAGCAGAUUUACCCAUCCCUUUUCGUCAUUUGAGGUUGGAGAGCUUUUCAUUUGACAAAAGAAGCUUGCUAGCAGAGAUUUGUGUUUGCAUUCACACGAGGUACACAUAGGUUUUAUUUAUACGUACAGAAUUCUUCUUUUUUGUGGUCUUAGCCUUGGGGAGGAAUGUCUGAAAGCAGUAGCAGCAGUAAAGCGGAGAAAUUCAUUGCCCCGGCCCCCCCCCCUCCAUCAGCCUCUCCCGCUCCAUCACCCCAGACCCCCAAUAAGAAUGUGAACGGCUCCGCCAGUUCAGACACGGACGUGGUGGAGAAGCUCAGUGUCCACCCUGAGGUCCAGCGGCGGCGCCACACCAUGGAUAGAGACUCUAAAAUAGCGGAGCACCGCUUCUUCCGCCGGAGUGUCAUCUGUGACUCCAAUGCCACAGCUUUGGACCUGCCAAGCAAAGCAACUGUGAUACUCACCUCACCCCCAGACUGCCAAGGGCCUCUCACCUUCUUGGGUCCCCAACCCCCUGGACAUGGGCUACGAGACACUGAAGGCGGGGAGCUUCCAAGAGGUGUGCAGAGCUCCAUCCUGCAGCCCGGCCUGGGGCUCGGUGGGGCAGUUGCGGAGGGUCACAUAGAGAAUGCUGAGGAAGAUUCAGGUGAAGGCGGUAUCACGAUUGCUGUUCCCACGAGGAGUAUUGAAGCAGAACGUAGUGCAGAAGGGGCCGUGAAAGAGCCCAGCCCGGCAGUAUUAGAUGUUACCGACAAAACAGCCGACAAACAACCUGACGUCACAUUGCGCCCCAGAGGAUGCGAGGACACACAGCAGGUAACAAAAGACGGAAAAGCGAUAGAACAUUUGGACGGGGGGAGCAUUAGCAGUCCAACACAGGAGAAAGACAAGGAGACGGAGGAGGAGAAAGAGCUGGCCAAAGCACGGGCAGAGCAGAGGGAGGCAGAGAAACGAGUGCAAGAGGAUAUAGAGGAAGUGGAGACAAAAGCUGUGGGGACUUCUCCAGACGGGCGCUUUUUAAAAUUUGACAUCGAGAUUGGAAGAGGAUCCUUUAAGACUGUGUACAAGGGUCUGGAUACAGAGACUACUGUGGAAGUGGCGUGGUGUGAGCUCCAGGAUCGCAAACUCUCUAAGUCGGAGCGCCAGCGUUUCAAAGAGGAGGCCGGGAUGUUGAAGGGUCUCCAGCAUCCUAACAUUGUCCGCUUCUAUGACUCCUGGGAGGGCCCAUGCAAAGGAAAGAAAUGUAUUGUUCUGGUCACAGAGCUGAUGACAUCUGGCACACUUAAAACCUACCUGAAGCGCUUCAAGGUGAUGAAGAUCAAGGUCCUGCGUUCUUGGUGCAGACAGAUUCUAAAAGGCCUUCACUUCCUGCACACCAGAGCCCCGCCCAUCAUUCACAGGGACCUGAAGUGCGACAACAUCUUUAUCACGGGGCCCACAGGCUCCGUGAAGAUAGGGGACCUGGGCUUAGCCACGCUAAAGAGGGCCUCCUUCGCCAAGAGUGUCAUAGGAACCCCAGAGUUUAUGGCUCCAGAGAUGUAUGAGGAAAAGUAUGAUGAGUCGGUUGAUGUCUAUGCCUUCGGGAUGUGUAUGCUGGAGAUGGCUACCUCAGAGUACCCCUACUCUGAGUGUCAGAACGCUGCCCAGAUCUACAGGCGGGUCACUAGUGGAGUAAAACCAGGCAGCUUUGACAAGGUAGCCAUUCCUGAGGUGAAGGAAAUUAUAGAGGGCUGCAUCAGAACAAACAAGGAUGAGAGGUAUGCUAUAAAGAUCUUGCUGAACCAUGCGUUCUUCCAGGAGGACACGGGGGUCAGGGUUGAACUGGCAGAAGAGGAUGAUGGGGAAAUGAUUGCCAUCAAACUCUGGCUCAGGAUAGAAGACGUAAAGAAGCUCAAAGGAAAAUACAAAGACAACGAAGCCAUCGAGUUCUCCUUUGACCUGAUCAAGGACGUCCCUGAAGAUGUCGCGCAGGAAAUGGUUGAGUCUGGCUACGUUGCUGAGGGGGACCAUAAGACCAUGGCCAAGGCCAUCAAGGACCGCGUGUCUCUGAUCCGCCGCAAGAGAGAGCAGAGGCAGCUGGUGCGAGAGGAGCAGGAGAAGAGAAGACUGGAGACUGAGCAACAACAACAACAGCUUCAUCAGCAGCAGCAGCAACAACUUCAGCAACAACAACAACAACAACAACAACAGCUUCAGCAGCAGCAGCAGCAGCAGCAGCAGCAGCAGCAGCAGCAGCAGCAGCAGGAGACACUCAAACUUUCCCACACACAGGUAGAAGCAGAGGAGACAGAAGUGGAGCAUCAGCAGCUUCACUAUCAGCAGACCGGCAUCUUGCACACAUCUGAAGGAGGUCUGGACAGCGGACAGGGCUCCUCCGUUUUCUCCUCUGACUCCCCCAACCUGGCUCAGCUGACCAUGUCGUACAGCUGCCCCACUUCCACCCACCCCCCUUCCCAGCCCCAAACCCCCUACCCCUCCACCCCCUCAGCCAACCCACAGCAGCACCCAGGCUACGGCCAGCCGCUGCAGCAAAUGCAGGGUCAGUCCCCAAUCCCACAAUCCACUGCAGGACCCCCCUCUCUGGUCCCCGCCAACACAAAGCAAGCUCCUCCUGGGACCCCCCAACAGGUUGUUUCAUCCAGUCACAGUAUCACGUCGGUUCAGAGCCCCUCACACACAUCUCUGCCGCACACAUCUUCACAGUCUUCAGAGCUGUCCCAGUCCCAACUACAGCCACCUCAAGUUCUCUCAUCUAUAGAGAGCGGCCACUCUGAGGCCUCAGGUCUGAGUGACGGAAACGAUGGAGGAGGAGGGGGUCGCCAUGAAGGGCGCUCCACCAAGCGACAUCAGAGGCGUUCUGUGCGAAGCCGAUCACGCAAUGAGAAGACCUCCAAGGCGAAACUCAAUGUCCUCAAUAUCUCCAACCGAGGAGACAGGGUAGCAGAGUGUCAGCUGGAGACACACAACAGGAAGAUGGUGACUUUCAGGUUUGACCUGGACGGAGACAACCCUGAGGAGAUUGCGCAGAUCAUGGUCCAGAGUGAGUUCAUCCUGGAGAGUGAGAGGGAGUCGUUCAUUGAGCAGGUCAGAGAGGUGAUAGAGAACGCAGAUGAGAAGGGUCUGGAGAGGGACACAAACAGCCAGAUGGCAGGUGAUAUGGCGCAGCAGAUUCCUGCUAUAUCUGUCCCCAUGCCAGACAUCUCUCCCAGUGCAACAGCACAAGUGGUCCAUUCAGCGGGUCGGCGGUUCAUCGUCAGUCCCGUACCUGAGGCCCGGCUGAAGGAGCAAAUGAUCCCCUCUUCCCCUUCUCCUGCCCGCCUACGCCCUGCAGAAAUAGUUCCUCCAGCUGCAGCUCAGACUCCGGCCCUCGGCGUGGGCUUGUCCCAGUCAGCUGGAGCAAUCAGCUUACAGCAGGCCUUCUCUGAGCUCAGACAGAACCGGGAUCAGUUUGACCCCGGACCCAGCACCGCCCCUGCCUCCAUCCACUCCAGCCACCCCCCUCUGCAACCUGCAGCAGCUACCACCCCCCCACUGGCCAGCUCAGUCCCUCCUACUGUGGACCCUACUGCUGCUCUCCUCUCUUCUAGUUUCAACCAGCCACAGGAGCAGGUGUUGGAAGCCUCCCUUUCUCCUCCUUCCUCCUUCUCCACCCCCUCCUCUAUGCCCACUGCCUCUCUCAGCCCUCCUUGUUCCUCCUCCUCUCCUCCUGCUGGGGUGAGCCAGUCAAUCCUUCAGUCCCAGGCUGUGUCCCAACCCCAGGUUCAAGCACAGAUUCAGCCGCAGGCUUUCACUCAGCCUCAGUCUCAUCCUGUCAUGGCUACAUCAGCACCCUCCACUUUACCACCUGCCAGCAUCUCCGGCCUCCCCCCACAAGUGCUCACCUCCCCUCCUCGCGCCCAGACUCCUGUAUCCUCCCCUCCUUCCUCUACUCUUCUAGCUAGUGAAGUCUCCUCAGAACAUCCAUCAGUGUCUCCCCCCUCCUCCUCUAUUGCUUCCCUCUCCUCCUCCGUCAUCCCUACCACUGCCAUCCCAGGGCCACAGCUCACUCCCCCCGCCGUCUCCCACACCAUCACCCCUCCCUCCUCUUCCUCCUCCACUGUGGGGCUCCAGCCAGUGACCACCAAUGUUCCUUCAGUCCAACCAACCCUGGUCCACUCCCAGCCGCAGACGGUAGCACUGGCCGGGCAGACGCACACACACUGCGGGGAAUGUGAUGCAAGGUGUGAGGCAUUCAACGAGUCCCAGGGCAAACCCGACGACAUCCAGGCUCUGGAGAUGAAGCUGCGCUCUCUCUUCAUGGACCUUGGUGGAGGGGUGUCAUCCCCCCAGGGAGACGUCUCAGCUGCUGACCCUGCCUCUGGAACCCACGCAGCUGGUACCUCGUCCCCAAUGGGCCCCUGCCCUACCUCCAGCUCAUCUGUCACCACACCUGUGUCCAGCCAGCCGGCCAACCCUCCUCAGCCCUCUUGCACCCUGCCGCUGGGCUCCCCCGCCCCCGCCCAGGGACCGGGAACACCCAUCUCCACCCCUGUACCUGUCGUUUCUACAGUGGUCCCUGCUUCCUCCUUUGGCCAGACCACUCCAUCCAAAACUCCUUUAUCCAGGGUAUCGGCCAGUUCUCCUCCUUCAGAACUCCUGCCAUCAUUCCCUGGACCUUGUCUAACACAGUCCCAACAGCCUCUGGAGGACCUUGAUGCUCAGUUGAGGAGAGCUCUGAGCCCAGAGACCGUUCCUGUCAGCACACACACACAGGCCUCUCACAGUGGCACACAUUCAGCGGGACAACCAAUUCCCUUCUUUCUGGAUGAAGCUGAGUCCACUUCUGGUCCUUCUGGUGGAAUUAAACUGGGAAGAUUUCAGGUGUCCUUGGCGACUGAAGCGCCUCCUGUCCAACGCCCGGCCUGCACCGAGUCUUCCUCCACCUCCUCCUCCUCUUCGUCUUCUUCCUCCUCUUCCUCCUCCAGUCUCUCAAGCCCGGAGAACACGCUGCACAAAAACUCCUCGACUCCUCUGAGAGGCAGGGGAAGGAAAGGAGGAGAUGUUGUGGACGGACUUCCUCAACGCUCUCAUGGGGGGUCCAAACAACCCUCCCCCAUCACCUCACCCUGCCCUUCUCCUAAACCCACCACCACCAUCGGACGCUUCCAGGUCACCAUCAACCCAGAGGCCCGUGUUGGUAGGUUCUCAGUCAGUCGUGCCCAGGAGCAGAACCUGGAGACCAGGCCGAUCCCCCCACCUGCCACCCCAGCUGCUAACGGACCCAGCCACUCUGCGCAGGUUCUGAGUCCAGACUCCACUCAUAAAGCAUCGCUGCCGAGUCUAAACAACAACUCCUUCAAUAGCUCGUACAUCAGCAGCGACAACGACUCCGAAUUUGAGGAUGAAGACUUCAAACUGGAAGUCAACCACCUCAGAGAAAAGCACAUGCGUGAGAUUCAGGCCUUACACUCCCGCCAGAAGGAGGAAAUAGACAGUCUCUUUACGAGGCUGGGAAAGGUUCCUCCGGCUGCAGUGCUCCCACCAAUUAUAGGCUUGACUGGAAGGAGAAGACGACCUACCAAAAGCAAAUCCUCCAAAUCGUCCAGAGCCAGCUCCACGCACAGCAGCAAGAGUCCAUUACAGCCAGGCAGCACUUUAUCCGCCCAGAGCGUCCCCACCAUGCACCCCGGCCAGCUGGCUCUGUUAGCCCCUGGAGGAUUAGCCGAUUCGGGCAGCAGUACUCUGCUCCAGCCUCUCAAACCCUCUCCCUCCAGCAACAACGUGUGCUCGGCCUGCACCAGCGACACAGCGCUCUCUGUGCCCAGCCUGUGUGCUCCAACCCCAGGGACUAACAGCACCAACGCAAUGAGUGGUUCAGGUGGUCUGGGUCAGAGCCAGGGGGGCUCUCAGUCUCUGCCCCCCAGUAUGUCUGUCCCCAACCAGAGGAAAGGAACCUUCACCGAUGACCUCCAUAAACUGGUGGACAACUGGGCCCGAGACGCCAUGAACCUCUCACAGGGGAAGAGGAGUGCCAAACAGCUGCCGCAGGCCCCAGCACAGGGACACAGCUACGAGGUUAUCCAGUCAGCCAGUCUGGGCAGGAAGUUCUCCGCUCCCGGUCAGCUGUGUCCCAGCAGCAUUGGGGGGUCAGCCCACCUCCCCACAAACUCCACCACUGCUACCUCUCUGGGCGCCCGCAAGGGCUCCCUGUGCCACCCCCCCGCCUCUUCCGCUGCCCCUCAACCCCAACCUCCCCAGUUCAUCCAUUACACCCCCACCUCCGCCUAUAGCGCGCAAUGGUCCGGUCCGGCUCACGGCGCGUCGGCCCUGCACCAGGCCCCGGGGCAACCUGGGCCUCUACUGGUCAGCACCUCCCAGCCCCUAGGCCCCUACCCCGCCACGCUUAGUGGACAGGAUCAGAUUCCCGGGCAGGGGCCGCUCCAGGCUUUUCAUCUGACCAAUUCUCUCAAGAAGUCGGUUAGCAACCCAGGAGGGCCAAACCUGAGGACCACGUAGGGCCGGGGAGGGGGGCUGGUUUGAAUCAUGGCCGGACUGGAUUGUUGUGAGUGUUACAGGCUGGAGGGGGGGGAGAAAAAAGUUUGAAAUGACAGAAGCUGACCUGUUCACUGAGAAGCGGGAGAAAAGGAAAUGAAGAGGAGUGAAGACAUCAGGAAUGUGCUGAGUCAGCAUCUCCACACUGUGCAUCUCGCAUCUGCAUCCAUCCCCGUGUGUGUGUGUGAGAAGCUGUACACACACACUCUCCCGUUCUGCUGUGUUUUACAGUCAGGCUGGUGACUGCCAGCCAAAUGCUCAAGCAUAAAGACAACACUGAGUGCAAUGUUAAAGGCCAAAGAGGUUUCAACAGGGUGCGGGAAUGCUGUUAAACAACUGUGUGUGUGAGGUAAUGUGUGUGUGCACUUAUAGCUCGGUCACACUUUUUCCAUUACAUGCUCUAAAUGGAGAGAACAAGUCUUUACAAGGCAGGUCACACAAUUAGCCUGGUGAGACAGCAGAGGGGGGGAUGCAGUGUGUUCAAACAGCACCUUUAAUGGCUCCUAAUGCUGCAGUUUGGCUCUCACACUGAGUAUUGAAAUAAAUCUCAAGCUCUCAAAGAAGACAGAAACAUGCAGCUAUCCAAAUGGAAUUUUAAAAAAGAGGCAUGGUGGCUGUCUUUGGUAGUAUGUAGAGGCUACAACACUUAAAUCAGGCCGUUUGUGUCCCUUAAAUGUAGGCUGGCUAGCUUUGAUAUUGGAGAGAGUGGAGCAGAGAGAACAGAACCUUUAAUUCAGGAAGGGUUUCUUCUUCAAUAUUCAGAAUUCGGAAGUUUUCCUCAAUUCAAAGCACAUACAUGUAGAGAAUAAAUUAAAUGCACACUGAGAGCUUCUGGAGCUGACGUCCAGCCUGGUUUAGAGAAGGUACCGUACAGCCCUGGGUGGGGUUUGACUUGUCAGCUUGAGGGAAAAAAAGAAACCGUACUCCUCUGUUACCUUCAGUGUCUUGUUCCUCCCUGGUUCUGACCAACUACUCGAACAGACGGAGGAAAGGGAGUGGAAGAAGAGGGAGAGAGCGAGAGUGUUUGUAUCAUCGUGUCCUGUUGUGUCACCAUUAACAAAUUAAUGAAUGGACAGGACACCAAGCGCCUCUCCACCAUCACACCUCCUCCUCCUCCUCUUCCUCUAUUUCUCUCUCCACCUCUCUGUUGCCAUUUGACGCAAUAACAGCAGAAACCUUUUAGAGAUUAAAAGAAAAAGCCCAAGUGAGAGAACUCAGCGUGACUAAGUGGCCUUGUUAUCAGAAUAAUAUCAGAGUCCCUGUACAGUUUGUCUCUGUUUAUUUUUUAGAAUGUCAGCCAUGAUGAUUCCAUUUUGUUGUUUUAUUGUUUUUGUUUUGUUGGGUUUGUUCUGCCCCCAGCUAGCAAUGACACACACACACACACACACACACACACACACACACACA
Messenger RNA from Eleginops maclovinus (Patagonian blennie), 8991 nucleotides. It is a transcript of the gene wnk1b, whose product is annotated as WNK lysine deficient protein kinase 1b. Gene Ontology annotation, cellular component: cytoplasm; cytosol. Gene Ontology annotation, biological process: monoatomic ion homeostasis; negative regulation of sodium ion transport; positive regulation of potassium ion import across plasma membrane. The record is from RefSeq and is a predicted model, not a curated record. Lineage: Eukaryota; Metazoa; Chordata; Actinopteri; Perciformes; Eleginopidae. Gene Ontology annotation, molecular function: ATP binding; protein serine/threonine kinase activity; potassium channel inhibitor activity. The coding region runs from base 1222 to 7548 and encodes 2108 amino acids. The transcript has 34 exons.